CACAUUACUAAGUUGUCAUGUGACUAAAAUUAAAUUGGUCAAUUUAUAAACACAAGCCAUGGUGAAACAAAGAACUACAGCUGCUACGACUCUUACAAUUUGUUUAUAAAGAAUAAUUAAAGUAUUUUCAAAAACUGGUUUUCAAGUUCCUAUCAGAAAAAUAGUGCAGUAGAGCAAGGUUUAAAAUGUUUGUACAUCUUCAUCAGAGCAAGUUAAUGGUUACAUCAGUGCUGCUGAUUGGGAUCACCCUUUUCCAAGUAACUGCUGGUAAAAAUGUGACAGCCAGCUUCUCCACUGACAGUAUUGAUCUUGAAAUAGGAGAAAAAACAGAAGUUAACCUUUCUUUGAGUGAACCACUGACUUCAAGUGCUGUCAUUUAUUUUACAUUUGAUGAUGAAGUAUCCAAUGAUGGCUAUAUAAUAUUAAGCUCAGACAACAUCAGCGUUGAAGCUAACAACUCAAUGUCCUGGACUCUCAACAUUACAGGAAAAAGUGCUGGACAUGUUAUACUCGGCAUCAAUUCAUCUACACCAGAAAUACUGAAGAUCCACCAAACGUUUGUUCGUAUUGAUGUGGUUCACAAUUCCGUGCUGGUGAUCAUCAAUGCUGUGAUUGGUUGGAUUUAUUUUGUGGCGUGGUCCGUUUCUUUCUACCCUCAAGUCUACAUUAACUGGAAGAGAAAAAGUGUGAUUGGCCUGAACUUUGAUUUCCUGUGUUACAAUAUAACUGGCUUUCUUGCUUAUGGUUUUUUUAAUGUUGGCAUGUUCUGGGUUCAAACUGUCAAGGACCAGUACUUUGAUCUUCAUCCCAGGGGCAUUAACCCUGUACAAUUGAAUGAUGUCAUCUUCACUUUACAUGCAAUUUUUGUUACUAUUCUCACCAUACUACAGUGUAUGCUUUAUGAUAGGGGCAGUCAACGCGUGUCAAAGAUUUGUAUCAUUUUGGUCGUGGGGGCGUGGCUGUUUGCUGGCUCAGCCCUUGUUGUGACCCUGACCCACAAAAUCACCUGGCUCACCUACCUGUACUACUUCUCCUACAUCAAGCUGGGCGUCACCUUGAUCAAAUAUAUUCCACAGGCGUACAUGAAUUUCCGCCGUAAGAGCACAGAUGGCUGGAGCAUUGGAAAUGUUUUGCUAGAUUUCACUGGCGGCUCCCUCAGCUUGCUGCAGAUGUUCCUGCUCUCCUAUAACAGCGAUGACUGGGGCUCAAUAUUUGGAGACCCAACCAAAUUUGGUCUCGGAGUGUUCUCUAUCCUGUUUGAUAUUCUGUUUAUUGUGCAGCAUUACUGCUUGUAUGGAAACAAAAACCCAUAUGAGCCAAUGGCAAGUGAAAUUAUUGUUAGCAAGGAUGGCGCCCAGUAUCAAAAUUAUGGCUCCAGCCUCAACAGUGAAGAUGAUAACUCACAGCCAUAUAUUUACUGAGUUGCUGUUUUGUGUGGGCUGCAUGUGUGGUGUAGUGUAAAAGCUGAUCUAUCUUAAGAACGUGUUGAGUAUGUUUAUCAAAGUAGUAAUUAUCUCCUUCUAAACAAUGUUUCUAAAGGUUCUCAGAAAAAUUUGCAUCAGAAAACUGUGUAAAAUAAAACUGUGCUAAUCCAAACAAACUAUAUUAAUACACUUCAAUUUUGUCAUAUUUCGUGGAGAAAUGUUUUAUUAUGCAAUAAUGUACAUGCAUUAAUUAUUUGCUAAAGUCUAUAAAUGAUAGAUUUAAACAAAAUGAAUUCCUUUGCACACAUUUGUGUACACAGUUUUCAGUUGCUUAUUUUUCUGUUUACACAUCUUUCUGGUCACCAAGGGUCAGUUUGUUGUUAGGAGAUGUUAGAGUGACCAACAUUCACUGAUUAUUUAUUAGGACUCACCUGACUGGUGGCUAGGCCUCACCUGACUAGUGGCUAGGCCUCACCUGACUGGUGGCUAGGCCUCACCUGACUGGUGGCCUCACUUGACUGGUGGCUAGGCCUCACCUGACUGGUGGCUAGGCCUCACCUGACUGGUGGCCAGGCCUCACCUGACUGGUGGCUAGGCCUCACCUGACUGGUGGCCUCACCUGACUGGUGGCCUCACCUGACUGGUGGCCUCACCUGACUGGUGGCUAGGCCUCACCUGACUGGUGGCUAGGCCUCACCUGACUGGUGGCCUCACUUGACUGGUGGCUAGGCCUCACCUGACUGGUGGCUAGGCCUCACCUGACUGGUGGCCAGGCCGCACCUGACUGGUGGCUAGGCCGCACCUGACUGGUGGCCAGGCCUCACCUGACUGGUGGCCAGGCCUCAUCUGACUGGUGGCUAGGCCUCACUAGGCCUCACCUGACUGGUAGCUAGGCCUCACCUGAUGCAUGGGUGUCAAAUAUUGAAUGAGCUGACAUGUUGGUGACAUCUGUACUGAACUAAAUGAAAGAAUGAUAAAAGUUUGGAUAUUUUGUUUGGUGUAUCAGUUGUACUUUAUUUUGUAUGGCAGAAUCAUUUUUUUAAAUGUGUGUUCUCUUGAGUUGGAGCCAUUGGUUGGCUGAUAAGUAAACUUGGAUUAGAAAGCUGUACUAACAAAAACAAACUUAAUGUUUAGUUGUUAAAUUUGUAACAUGUAUAUUUGUUGUUCUUUUGUAACUGUUCUGCAAUGUUAAGCUAACUCUGUUUUAGAUAAACAAAAUAUUCUGUGUAGAUGAUAAAACUGAAUAUUCUGUAUACAUGAUAAAAAUAAACCUGAAUGUGAUGGGCUUUCAAUCAACAUACGCAAAUGGCUCCUGUUUACGAGGAAUCUUGUUUGUAUAUAUGAAUAUGUUUUUUGCCGGUUUUAUAUGUAUCCAUUUUUUUCUGAAACGUUAUGUAAAUAUAAGAUGUAGAUAUGCAGCAGUAGAGAUUAUUUACAAACAUCUUGUCCAGUAGAGAUGGUUUACAAACAUCUCUUUCCUGUUAUAUUGGUUGGCAGUUGAGUUAAAAGCACAAUUUUAAAAUGUUGAAUAUUCUGUGUUAACUGAAGCACAAACUUAAGUUUUUAAGCACCGGUUUGUACGUGCAAACAAUAUGUGAUUAUAAUGUGCAAUAUGAUGGAACAUAUUGUUUUAUUUUCAUUGAACAAACCUGUUACUCAAUGUUUGAACAAAUGGUGAUGUAUAUAUAUAAACUGUCUAGAUAGCUAGUUGAACAAAUGAUAUAGGGCCCUCUGUUGUAUGAAGAAGGAAUAGUUGCACGAAUGAUUUCAAUAGCAGGCUUAGUUGAGCAAGGUAGGAUAUUCAAAAGUCUUGUGUAAAUAUCUUAAUUGUUUUGUUUUUACAGAGAGAAAUUUAAAUAAAUGUUGGCAUUUAAUAUUUUUUGCUUUUUUUUAUUUUAUUUUGGUCAGAUAGUUUUGACAAGAGUUCUACCUGUAUAUAUAGCUGCUACAGUAAUAUAGCUGCUACUAAGUGGCUUAAUGUAAAUAAUAAAUGUUUGAAUGCACCA
Molecule: messenger RNA, 3430 nt
Organism: Physella acuta
Lineage: Eukaryota; Metazoa; Mollusca; Gastropoda; Physidae
Product: cystinosin
Biological process (GO): L-cystine transport
Cellular component (GO): vacuolar membrane
Molecular function (GO): L-cystine transmembrane transporter activity
Source: RefSeq, a predicted model, not a curated record